AUGCUCAACAGGCUCGCUUGGAGUUUGGAACUUGAUCUCCUACCGCCCCCCGUCCAAGCUUUCCUCUCAGCUCACCUCAACCCCAGCACACUGGCACAGAACACAACACACCCACCCGCAGCACAGCACAGCGCAGCAACCGCAACCGCAACAGCCACGCCCGCCCGCCCGCACCGCCCCGCCCGCACCGCCCCGCCGCUACAUGACGCAGCAACCCCCGCAUCCCCCCCAACCACCACCACCACAACCACCAUUCCCGCGUCCCGCACGAUGGACCUCCCCGCGCCCCCCCACCACCACCACCACCACGCAACCUCCUCGCCCGCCGAAGCAGCAGUAGUCUCCCCCUCCCCCUCCUUCCAGCCGCUCGCGCUCGACUCGGAGGAGACGCUCCGCCGCUGGAGCUCCUUCAUCGGCAUUGUCAUCGCCAUCUGCGGCAACAUCCUCAUCUCGCUCGCGCUCAACAUACAGAAGUACGCGCACAUCCGGCUCGAGCGGGAGGCGGAGAAGCGGCGGCGCCUGUGGAGGCGCCGCCGCCGACACAACCAGCUGGCACGCAGUGACGGUAGUGGUAGUCCCGGCAGCACCGACCCCGACAGCAGCAGCGCAUACAGCUCCGAGUCGCAGUCGCCGUCGUCGAGCGUGCCCGGGACGCCGCCGCCGCCGCCGCCGCCGCCCGACGAGGCGACGGGGCUGCUGCGCCACCACAGGGAGAAGGAGGCCGCGCCGCCGCCCGACCAGCUGUACCUGUCGUCGCCGUACUGGUGGGUGGGGUUCGUGCUGAUGACGGUCGGCGAGUGCGGCAACUUCCUGGCGUACGGGUUUGCGCCGGCGAGCAUUGUGUCGCCGCUGGGCGUCGUGGCGCUGGUGUCGAACUGCGUGAUUGCGCCGGUGGUGCUGAAGGAGCCGCUGCGCGGGCGGGAUGUGGUGGGUGUUGUGGUCAGCAUACUGGGCGCGGUGGUGGUGGUGUGGAGUGCGGAGAAGGAGGAGACAAAGGUGGGUAUCGAUCUGACCUAUAGCAGUGAUACUUCUGUCGCGAUGAUGUUGAGGAGGAGGGGGAAUUAUAUGCUGUCAGAGAGAACUGAGGCUGAUGGUUUGCUCGACCAGCUCGGCCCGGACCAAAUCCUGGAGGCCAUCUCGCAGACCGCGUUUGAGGUGUACUUUGGCAUCACAUGUGCCAUGAUCGUGGCGCUGAUGUAUCUGUCGUCCAAGUAUGGGCGCAAAACAAUCCUGAUCGACCUCGGCCUUGUCGCCCUCUUUGGCGGCUACACCGUCCUCUCAACAAAAGGCAUCUCCUCCCUCCUCUCCUCCUCCUUCUACCACAUCUUCACCUACCCCAUCGCCUACCUCUUCACCACCAUCCUCCUCCUCACGGCCGUGCUGCAGAUCAAAUACGUCAACCGCGCCCUGCAGCGCUUCGACUCCACGCAGGUCAUACCCACGCAGUUUGUCCUAUUCACCAUCUCCGUCAUCCUCGGCAGCGCGAUCCUGUACCGCGACUUCGAGACCGUCACGCCCGAGCGCAUGGUCAAGUUCACAACAGGCUGCGCACUGACCUUCUGGGGCGUGUGGCUCAUCUCGUCAAGACGCGCGGGGAAGCACUGGGACGACGAGUACGCCGCCGCCGCCGACGACGACGACGACGACCACCUGCCCGCCGACCUGGAGAGCGCGUAUGGAGGGACCGCGACGGCGAAUAUCGACCUCGGCAAGAGCAGCAGGGCGCUGCCAACAGCAUCGCCUGCGUCGCCCGCGUCGUCGCCGCCGCCGCGGCAGCAGCAGAGGCCGGCGAUUGUCCGCGGUAUAUCGGCGUCGAGUAUCGCGAUCCUCGACGCGUUCCCGGCGACGCCGAGCGCGGGGCAGAGUCGUAUGGGGUCGUAUGUGGCGUCGCGGCCGCCGUCGCGGAUGGGCGGCGAGGAGUCGCCGAUGGGGUCGGUGGCGAGACGGGCGGCGGGGGGCGGGGUGGGGAUGCAUAGGAAGAGUGUGUCGAAUUUGUUGCCGGGGCCGCUGCUGAUUGGGGAUUGGGCGAGGAGGGGGAGCGAGGCUGAGGAGGGGGAGAGGGGGGAGGGGAGGAGAAGGAGUGGGAGUUUGGGGGUUGUGUUGGGUCUGCUUGGAAGCGGGGGGCUGGGGGAGGAGAGUGGGGAGGAGUAG
Molecule: messenger RNA, 2151 nt
Organism: Morchella sextelata
Lineage: Eukaryota; Fungi; Ascomycota; Pezizomycetes; Pezizales; Morchellaceae
Exons: 3
Coding region: 1-2151 (716 amino acids)
Biological process (GO): magnesium ion transport
Cellular component (GO): membrane
Molecular function (GO): magnesium ion transmembrane transporter activity
Source: RefSeq, a predicted model, not a curated record